AUGUCUGACGAAAAAAUGUACAUUUCGUACAACAAUGUACACCAGUUAUGUCAAGAAUCAGCUGACAAGAUCAAACAAUUCAAACCAGAUUUAAUCAUUGCUAUCGGAGGCGGUGGUUUCAUCCCAGCUAGAAUGUUGCGUUCGUUCUUGAAGGAGCCAGGUCAACCAAAUGUUAGGAUUAUGGCAAUCAUCUUAUCCUUGUAUGAAGAGAUUGAAAACUCGGAUGGAGUGCAAGAAAAGCCAGGUACUAAAGUCAGCAGAACUCAAUGGAUCGAUUACAACCAGUCAAAAGUCAACUUGGUUGGGAAAAACGUUUUGAUCAUUGACGAAGUUGAUGACACAAGAACUACAUUGCACUAUGCUGUUUCAGAGUUGAAGAAGGAUGUCAAGGAGCAAGCUGAAGCUUUAAACGCUGACCCAAAUAGCACCAAUUUUGCCAUAUUUGUCUUGCACGAUAAAGAUAAGAAGAAAAAGGCAGACUUGCCAGAUGAAAUCAUGAAGACUGGUCAUUAUUUUGCUGCUAGAACUGUACCGGAUGCUUGGAUCGCUUACCCAUGGGAAGCGACUGACAUUGUAUUCCAUCAAAAGAAGGCAGAAGAGCAAGGUAAUGAUGUAUUUCUUCCUUCAACUACAAAAGAAUAG
Messenger RNA from Lodderomyces theae, 642 nucleotides. It is a transcript of the gene HPT1, whose product is annotated as hypoxanthine phosphoribosyltransferase. Lineage: Eukaryota; Fungi; Ascomycota; Pichiomycetes; Serinales; Debaryomycetaceae. The transcript has a single exon. The coding region runs from base 1 to 642 and encodes 213 amino acids. Gene Ontology annotation, cellular component: cytoplasm. The record is from RefSeq and is a predicted model, not a curated record. Gene Ontology annotation, biological process: XMP salvage; hypoxanthine metabolic process; IMP salvage. Gene Ontology annotation, molecular function: hypoxanthine phosphoribosyltransferase activity.